AUGGCUGAAGGUCUUUUACUUCCUAGCAAGGGAAUGAGAAUUGAAGAAAUAGGAAAGAAGUACUUUAAAGAUCUAAUCUUAAUGUCAUUUUUUCAACCAUCAAAUUACAAUAGGAAGGAGCCAACUUUUCUCAUGCAUGAUCUUAUACACGAUUUGGCAAUAUUUGUUUCUGGUGAGUUUUGUUAUAUGAUGAAUAAUAGCAGUAAAUUCUCACAUAAGGUUCGCCAUUUUUCGUACAUGCAAGAAUGUGCAAAAGCUAAUGACCCUAAGAAAUUUGAGGAGUUAUUUAAAGCUAAGUGCUUGCGUACCAUAUUGUGGCAACAAGGUUCAAGCCAACUAAAGUUGUUAAAGAUUGAGCACUUGGAUACAUCAUUUCCAAGCUUGAGAGUACUAUCCAUAAACGACUGUUAUACCACAAAGCUUCCUAAUUCAAUAGGAAAUUUGAAGUAUUUAAGGUAUUUGAAGUUAGAUUGUGAAGAUAUUGAAGAGAUACCUAAUACAAUAUGUGAGUUGUAUAAUUUGGAGACUUUGUUGUUGAAAGAAUGUGAAGGAGUUACUCGACUACCGAGUCAUAUAGGAAAUUUAAUCAAGUUGCGACAUCUUACUGUUCCUUGGAAAUUAGAAGAGAUGCCAUUGCAGUUGGGGAAGCUACAAAAACUGCAAACACUAAAUAAAUUUGUUGUGGGGAAUAAUAAAGAUUGUGGUAGCAUUAAAAUGUUGGAAGAGCUUCAAGAACUACGAGGGAGUCUUUCUAUUCAUGGAUUAAGAAAUGUGAGUAGCCUUGAGGAAGUUUCAGAUGCAACACCAUUAUUAAAGAGUAAGAAGUUUCUUAGUCUAUAUUUGGGAUGGGCCGGUAAUAAUAAAGCUGAACUUGAUUUGCACAAAGAAAGAGAGCUACUCAAUUCCCUCCAGCCACAUCCAAACCUGAGGGAACUUACGAUUUGGAGUUACAAAGGCAACAGUUUCCCAAAUUGGAUGGGAGAUUGUUGCUGCUUGUCUAAUUUAGUAAGUUUGAAGAUGGUAAAUUGUCACAAUUGCAUCUGCUUGCCGUCGUUGGGACAACUGCCUUCUCUCAAAGUUCUUUUCAUUGAGCAUUGUGGUGUGGUGAGAAUAGAUUCAGAGUUUUAUUGCUCUACUAGUACUAGUGUUGAUUCUUCAAUUGCAAUACAAACAAAGCCAUUCUUUAGAUCAUUGGACACCUUGAAAUUUGAAUAUUUGUCUAAGCUCGAAGAGUGGUCAUUUAUAGAAGGUGGAGUUUUUCCUCGUCUUAAGAAUCUGCAAUUUAAGUGGUGUGAGAGACUCAAAGUGUCAUUGUUAGCAGAUCAUUUUCCGUCAUUGACAGAGCUUGAAAUAGUUGAUUGUGAGGAACUAAUACCAUUAUUACUCCCAAGAGCUCAACUCAUGGAGGCCCCUUUGAUCAGUUUAAAGAAAAUCAUGAUUAACGAGUGUUUCAACUUGAAGCGCUUUGACGACGCGGCCUUUCAGCACCUCACCUCCCUUGAGGAGUUGAAAAUUAGACAUUGCAGUAACCUCCAAUGCUUGCCAAAAGAACUACCCACUUCUCUUUCUGAUCUUUACAUCACUGGUUGUAAAUUGCUAAGACCACGAGUCGAGAGGGAGACAGGGAAGGACUGGCCAAUUAUUGCUCACAUCCCAAAUAUAAUUGUGGAUGACAAGAAAACAUAG
Cannabis sativa is the source of this 1686-nucleotide messenger RNA. Its product is annotated as putative disease resistance RPP13-like protein 1. The coding region runs from base 1 to 1686 and encodes 561 amino acids. Lineage: Eukaryota; Viridiplantae; Streptophyta; Magnoliopsida; Rosales; Cannabaceae. The transcript has a single exon. The record is from RefSeq and is a predicted model, not a curated record.